UCAAACGUGUGGUCCGGUGCCAGAAUGUUGUCCGUUAGCAGUUUACUCAAGUGUAACGACGGUGGUCGGAAGCGCGCUGACAGUGGCGGAGGUGUCGGAGAAGGAAAUCUCAGUGCAACAGCAAAAUCUAGUGUUGUGAGUUCCAGUUCCGUUGCCAAAUCUGGUGGAUUUUGCAGUGCUCAAACCUCGAGGAUACCAAAAUGUGCGCGAUGUCGAAAUCACGGUGUGAUAUCAGGAUUAAGAGGUCAUAAGAAACACUGCACCUACAGGAACUGCAGGUGUCCAAAGUGUGAACUGAUUCUAUCGAGACAGAAAAUCAUGGCAGCUCAGGUUGCGCUCAAAAGACAACAAGCCGUCGAAGAUGCCAUAGCUUUGCGACUAGCGUCAACAGAAAUGGGAACACAACUUGAGACACUUCCACCAGGAAAAAUCUACGGUAUGACGGUUACAGAACCAUGUGCUUCCCCGCAACUCGGAUCACCGUCGUCCAUGGACAUUUCAUCGUCAACCUCUCCUGCAGGCAGUGAAAAGGAAACCGAUUUAUCGGAAAGCAGUAAACCUGCAAAUGCUACCAAUAAUGUGGCAGUGUCACAAAAUGCUCUGGACAUGUUAUCUCAACUAUUUCCACAUCGAAAGCGAUCCGUGCUUGAGUUGAUUCUCAAACGUUGUGAUUCGGAUUUACUCAAAGCCAUCGAACAGUGCAGUAAAAGUCCACCAACCAGCGCAUUUAAACCUCCAGUGUCCUCAGCCUCAUCAUUCAUUGCUCACCAUCAGAUUCCAAUAACACCACCCAGCCCACCAAGUUAUGCUUCACUUAUUGCUUACCCAAAAUGGUUGCUUCCAAUGUCGAUUCCGUUACCAAUGGGGCACAUUGCUCCAAAUUUGGCCCCAAGAUGUACUCUACCCAAUUGUGUUAUGUGUGUGCAUCAUCCUGUGUAA
Ochlerotatus camptorhynchus is the source of this 939-nucleotide messenger RNA. RefSeq names its product doublesex-Mab related 93B (gene dmrt93B). The transcript has 4 exons. Gene Ontology annotation, biological process: sex differentiation; regulation of transcription by RNA polymerase II. Gene Ontology annotation, cellular component: nucleus. Gene Ontology annotation, molecular function: protein binding; DNA-binding transcription factor activity, RNA polymerase II-specific; RNA polymerase II cis-regulatory region sequence-specific DNA binding. The record is from RefSeq and is a predicted model, not a curated record. The coding region runs from base 25 to 939 and encodes 304 amino acids. NCBI's taxonomy places the organism in Eukaryota, Metazoa, Arthropoda, Insecta, Diptera, Culicidae.